AUGUUCCUUACAGUCUAAAUAUUGUCUUCCAAGUGUCCCAGAUAUUUCAGGAUAGGAAACGUCGAUGUCUCAAUUACCGACAUUCAACUUCUCAAUAAAUGAUAUCCGUGAUUUGCUAGAUAAGGUCGUACUCACCUUGGAGGACUGGUCUAGAGGCAAUGCUGUACAGACCGAGGUGGUACAGUUGUUAGAUGAUGCAAUAACAACACUGCGUUCCGUUUGUAGCAGGGCGGAAGGACUUCCAGCCGAAAAUAACCGGCAGAUCUCCGCUAAUCCUCCACAUGAAGGCACAUUGGUAGAUUAUUCAGGACACUUCGGGUGGAGACGUACUUUGAAGCAGAAACUGCAUUCUCAGUUCAAGAUACGGGACUUUCGUCUAUGUCAAGAGUUCAUAUGCAAUGCAAACAUGCAUGGAAGAGAUGUCUUUUGUGUUAUGGCCACUGGUUCCGGAAAAUCAUUGACUUUCCAACUGCCCGCCCUGCUCCUUCAUGGUUGUACCAUUGUGAUCGAGCCUUUGGUCUCACUUAUAGCAGAUCAGGUGGAGCACCUUAAGAAGCUUCAUAUUAAUGCUGUUGCACUAGGAGUAAGACAUGGAGAGGAGGUGAAGAAGGAGUUGAUCUCUAUGAUCAAAGGAAAGGCUCAAGGACCUCCAAUCAAAAUAUGCUAUAUAACACCAGAAAAACUAUUCAGGGAUGAAGAAAUCAUGCCCAUCAUGCUCAAAUUGAAUGAGUGUAAGCAACUUGCUAGAUUUGUCAUUGAUGAGGUCCAUGGAAUCCACAGGUUCUCAGUGGAAUUCAGACCUUAUUACCAGGAACUCAGUCAAUUAAAACAGAAGAUGCCCAAUAUACCUAUUCUGUGCUAUACAGCCACAUGUCCUGUUACAGUUAUCAAUGAUAUUGUAGCCAUGCUUGGAUUGAAACCUGUAGUUUCAGGGCCAGUUGCACCUGAAUCUGGAACUGUCUUCUUCUCUAGUCCUAUCUAUAGGUCAAAUCUACACUAUGUAGUCUUGGCAAAGCCCAAGCCUGCAGAGAUGAAUCAAGCUCUUAUCAGAUAUAUUCUGAAAAAUCACAAGGGUAAGAGUGGCAUUAUUUACUGUCCUACCAAGAAGGAGGUGGAGCAAGUUUGCAGCACUAUACUUGUUGAAAGUGAAGGGCAGAUUAGGACUGCUGUUUACCAUGCUCAUCUAGGGGAUAAUAUCAAGACAUCAACAAUCAAUAAUUGGAAGAAUGGUUUGAUACAUGUUGUAUGUGCAACAAAUGCAUUUUCAUUGGGAAUUGACAAGUCUGAUGUACGGUUUGUCAUUCAUUACUCUUUGGCAAAGUCUCUUGAUGACUUUUUUCAGGAAUCUGGAAGAGCAGGAAGAGAUGGUUUACCUGCUGAUUGUAUUCUGUAUUAUUCUCCUCAAGAUGUCUUUGGACUUAGAAAGUUUAUGAAGGAUGAUGAGUUUGCUAAAGUGCAUGAUAUGAUUACUUUUGCCCAAGAUGUAACAACUUGUAGAAAGAAGCUUUUUGCAUACUAUUUGUCUAGUUCAUCCAAUCUUCCACAAGAACUGGAGAAUUGCCAUGACUGUGAUAACUGCAACAGGAGCCCCACAACACUUCAAACUCUCUCCAUGAAAAGUAUCACUUGGAAGAUGUUGAAGUUAUUAGAGCAGGCACACAACACCUCCAAGUCCUUCACAGUGCUUCAGCUGGUUGAACAACUACAGACUACAGCUGAUUUAGCAUAUGUCUCAAAAGAUAUGUUGCUACGUCUUUGUAUGAAGUUGCUGGUUGAAGGAUAUCUGGACACCUCCCAACAUAAGAUAAGAUGGGGAACUCUUAUCCGUAUUAUCCCGGGUCGGCGAGCUACAGAAUUUACAAGGCUUACCCAGUAUCGCAUAGACAAUGGCGAAGGACCCGAGAUUCGCUGCACGUUCAGCAACGACUUGGCUGCAGACAAGCAAACAUGGCGUCGCUAUGGCUUGACGACCUCCGGGCAGGGUCGAAGCAGAGCUCCGUCACCCGAACCCACAAUUUCGCGUGGCGCAUCUCAUCGAAAGAGGCGACGUUCUCCGUCUGGUGGCGGCGGGGGUUGAAUUUACGAAUGAUUGUUGGCUAAGACGGAGAUAGAGACAGAAUUGUUAUGCAAGCAAUGGGUAUCUCACGUGGAAUUCGAAGGAAAGGAGAGGGCCUAAAUACGAAUGUAUGUAUUAUGCAAGGAUGAGGACGUGGAUGUAUUCUACAUAGGUGUUACUAGCACAUGUCGCGUGCGAAGAACUCUGUAAAAACGACUAAAUGAGGUUUACAUCAGUAGCGGAAGCCUGCUUCACACUACUCGGGUGAACCAUACUUAGUUGAACCAUAUUCAUAC
Molecule: messenger RNA, 2352 nt
Organism: Somion occarium
Lineage: Eukaryota; Fungi; Basidiomycota; Agaricomycetes; Polyporales; Cerrenaceae
Source: the annotation of a GenBank genome assembly